ACUGGUAAUCGUUUCUUCUGGCGUUUUAGGAAAAUUUUAGCUGGAAACUAAUCAAAAUGGUGAACUAUUAUGUAUACAAGACCACAAUAUUUUUUAUCAGUCUCUACAAAUCAAUAGAAAUGUUGUGGAUACGUUUAUUUCCAAAUUUCUACGAAGGCAUGCUUUGUGAUGUAUUAAAAAGUGGAGGCAUUGAUAUCAACGGGGACAAACCGUGGGAUAUUCAGGUCAAAAAUAAGGAAUUCUACCCUCGAGUUGUAAAUCAAGGUAACAUGGGGUUUGGGGAAGGAUACAUGGACGGAUUAUGGGAUGCCGAAGAUAUCGAAGAAAUUUCAUGCAGAUUCUUCAAGAAUGGAAUAUAUCUUUGGUAUCUGAAUCCAUGGAACAGAUUUCUUGAUUUCAUGGAAGGUGGCUUCUUUAACCUUCAGUCACAACAGCAUAGUUGGGAAGUGGGUGAGAAACACUAUGAUACAGGGAAUGACCUCUUCGAGUCAUUCCUUGACCCAUCCAUGAAUUACAGCUGUGGUUACUGGAAGUCGGCGAAGAAUCUCGCGGAAGCCCAAAUUGCAAAAAUGGAACUCAUUGCUCAAAAAUUGAUGUUGAAACCUGGGAUGAAAGUGCUUGAUAUUGGUUGUGGCUGGGGCGGUCUUUGUUACCACCUGGCCAAAAAUUAUGGCGUCUCUGUCGUUGGAAUCACAAUUUCCAAGGAACAAGCAGCCUUAGCACAACAGCGGUGUGAAGGUUUUCCCGUUGAAAUCAAGCUGGUCGACUACAGAGAUCUUAAGGAACAAUUUGACCGUAUCGUCUCCGUCGGAAUGUUUGAACAUGUCGGCCACAAGAAUUAUCGGGAAUAUUUCGAAACUGCGCACCGAUGUCUGAAGGAUGACGGCUUAUUCCUACUUCAGGCUAUUGGAACGAACCACAAGGAGCUUCCAUGUACCGAACCCUGGUAUCAUCGCUACAUAUUCCCUAAUGGAAUGUUCCCACGAGCCAAACACCUUACCAACUGCACCGAAGGACUAUUUAUUAUUGAAGACUUGCAUAAUUUUGGGAACGAUUAUACGAAGACGCUACAAGCUUGGAUAGUAAAUUUUAAGAAGAAUUGGCCCACAAUUGAAGGUAAAUAUGGACCAAGAUUUUACCGCAUGUGGAACUACUAUCUGCAAUUUGCGGCUGGAGUAUUCAAGGCUCGAAGAAUUCAAUUGUGGCAAGUCGUUUACAGCAAAAAUGGAGUUCAAGAUAGUUAUUAUGCACCUCGAUAAAAAAUUCAUAAUGUGCAAUGCGAUGAGAUGUGCACACUUUCUAAUGAGGAGGUUGUUUUAUUUGUUCUCUCAAAACUAGCUGAAUUACUGACUGAGUAGUUACAUAAAUAGCUGAAUAAAUAAUAAAUAACUUGUU
Molecule: messenger RNA, 1395 nt
Organism: Folsomia candida
Lineage: Eukaryota; Metazoa; Arthropoda; Collembola; Entomobryomorpha; Isotomidae
Product: cyclopropane-fatty-acyl-phospholipid synthase
Exons: 4
Coding region: 57-1259 (400 amino acids)
Biological process (GO): lipid biosynthetic process
Source: RefSeq, a predicted model, not a curated record